Mus musculus (house mouse) is the source of this 2922-nucleotide messenger RNA. RefSeq names its product transmembrane protein 38A (gene Tmem38a). The record is from RefSeq and is a predicted model, not a curated record. Gene Ontology annotation, cellular component: membrane; nuclear membrane; sarcoplasmic reticulum membrane. The transcript has 5 exons. Gene Ontology annotation, biological process: potassium ion transmembrane transport. Gene Ontology annotation, molecular function: potassium channel activity; identical protein binding. Lineage: Eukaryota; Metazoa; Chordata; Mammalia; Rodentia; Muridae. Bases 916 to 1509 code for a protein of 197 amino acids.
UGCUCAGUGUUACGUGCCACAGCUGGUCCCUGCUGUUGAUGCCGCUCGGGGGUUGGUUGGGCUAUGGAUUCCGGGCUACAGAAAUUGCGCCCUUGACCCUUGAGCCGCCCGUGAACGGCUUGGAUAUGGAUAUGGGCGCGGCAGAUGCCUGAACUCCAAAAGGACUCCACUUGGGUCCCCACGGAGAACUGCGAUCCCGGCUCAGAGUGCAUAGAGUCAGGAUGACCUCCUGCCUGAGUUGUACCUCCCACGGACCUCCCAGGUCUGACUCGAGUAACCCCACGGAGAAUGAGAGUCCUGACCGGACAGACUUACAGAACAUAAGGCCUGGAUUAAGGUCUACAGAGGAUGGAUCUUAACUUGUGGGGCCUCCUGAAGCGGGAGGGUCCUAACUUAGUGGAUCCAGUCUGGGCUGGGGUCCACAAAGAGGAGGGUUCUGACUUGUGGAGCCUUUUAGAGAGACAAAACCAAACAGAACGUGAGGGUUUGGUUGAGGUCCCCUUGUGGGAGGCGGGGUUCUGACUUUGGAUCCUCAGGAAUGAAACAUGAUAUUCUUGGCUGAGAUCUUCCGAGGGCGCGGGUUUUGAGGGAAAUAGGGGUCCUGAAUUGGUUAGUCCCAUGGAAAAGGGACAGGAUUCUAACUACGCAGAUGUUUAAGGACAAGAUUCCCUCUUGUGUGUGCUGGAUGCAGGGGACAGAUCGCCUUUUUGGCUCUGUUGAACGAGUUCUGACGUCCCUACGGCCCCGCAUUUUGGGCUCCCGGCUGCUAGGAGUCCCCCACCACCCCUCCUCUCCCGAGGGGUGGGGGCAGGCGGGGGGCGGUGCCUGGCAGUGGGGCGGGCUCAGUGGCGAGGGAGCAUUCGUCGGGCAGCGGGGCGCGGGACGCACGGGGCCGGGGAGGCGCCCUCCAUCGCCAUGGACCUGAUGUCAGCGCUGAGCCUGGGCGAGCUAGCGCUCAGCUUCUCGCGGGUGCCGCUCUUCCCUGUUUUCGACCUCAGCUACUUCAUCGUCUCCAUCAUCUACCUGAAGUAUGAGCCAGGAGCUGUGGAGCUGUCCCGGCGCCACCCUGUGGCGUCCUGGCUGUGUGCCAUGUUGCACUGUUUUGGGAGUUACAUCCUGGCCGACCUGCUUCUUGGGGAGCCCAUCAUUGACUACUUCAGCAACAGCUCCAGUAUCCUGCUGGCCUCUGGAGUGUGGUACUUGAUUUUCUUCUGUCCCUUGGACCUCUUCUACAAGUGUGUCUGCUUUCUGCCCGUAAAACUCAUCUUUGUGGCUAUGAAGGAGGUGGUGAGGGUCCGAAAGAUCGCUGUGGGCAUCCAUCACGCACACCACCACUACCACCACGGGUGGUUCAUCAUGAUCGCCACCGGGUGGGUCAAAGCCCCACCAAGGCCAGUCUGUAUGGAGCCAUCCUGUUCACCUUGCAGCAGACUCGCUGGCUCCCAGUGUCCAAGGCCAGCCUCAUUUUCGUCUUCACCAUGUUUAUGGUGUCAUGUAAGGUGUUCCUGACAGCCACACACUCCCACAGUUCUCCAUUUGAUAUCCUGGAGGGUUACAUCUGCCCAGUGCUGUUUGGGGCAACUUGGGGAGGCGACCAUCACCAUGACAACCAUGGAGCACCACAUGGCAUGGGACUAGGCACCCAGCACUCCGGCCUGCCUGCCAAGGCCAAGGAAGAGCUGGGCGAAGGAUCCAGGAAGAAGAAGACCAAGAAAGCGGAUUAGGGGUUGGCCCCAGGAAUCCACUGCGUGCUUGGUAGAAGGAUGUGGACUCAAAGAAACUCAGAACUUAGGGGCAUUCAGGGCUCAGACCCUCCCCUCCCCCCGCCCUGCUCUCUACCACCCUCAACUUCCCCAUCUGCAGUUUGGAGCCAUCAGCAAUUCCAAGGGCUGAUGUGGGCUAAAUUAGUGUGGAGGAAUUCAACAGAUGUGGAAAACCCUGCCCUCUGCCAGACCCCUCAAAAGGUCACAGCCUUUGGGGGCACACAGUCUAGGCCCAAAGCCCUGGCUGGUAGGCUCUUGGUUUUCAUUCUGUGUUCUGUCUAAUUAUAUCUUGUAACUAAAAGAAUUUAAAGCCACAUGGAGACUCAAUUAUCUAGAUCCUCUCGAGAGCCAGGUGCUGGGGUCCCAUGUCCUUCCGCACUCAGGACCUCCCUAGAAUUUUGUGACUCCUGCUGGACAUCUUUAGGCAAAUGGCCUUCCUUCUCUGAGCCUUCUGUUUCUGUUCUGUAGCAUGGAGACCCCAGGUCCUCCUGUGUACAAAAGGGUCUUUAUAAUUUCAAGCAGUUGCUUAAGCAGCGUGCUAGUGAGAAGGAGACUGGAGCAGCAUGAAGGACAGUGGCAGGCUGCUUGGUAUGUAGGCCAUUUGUGUUUGAGGCCAGAAGGUCUCACCAGAUACUCAGCUGAGCAUGAGCAGGCACAUUUAGGGCAGACUGCUAACAGGAGGGGGGCUUGAGUUCCUAGGUGCCCACAGGUAAGAGGUGUGGGUGCAGAGCAGAGGGUCCAAGAGCCAACAGCCUUGGUUACUCACAAUUGGGCUCUGGGUGUAUCAGGUGUCCCUCAUGCCUGAUCAGCAUAGUUCAUUCAGUCAUUCAACAAACACACAGAUCCACACAUGCUCGCUAUACAGUGUCAUGCUGCUCCUCUUAGGAGCGAGCCUUAUACAGGGGAAGGGCCAUGGUCGCCAAAGUCUCCAGGGCACCUGAGAGAGGUGAGCAUGGGGUCCUGCUGGUCUCAGGCUUAUGUGAGGCUCAGAUCUAGUUGAAGUACCCAGUGUAGCCCAUUUGUUGAGAAAAUGCUCCUCAUAACUUUGCCUGGAGGUAGGGUAGGCCCUGAGGCUGGAAGCUCCCGAGUUUCAUCCCCUUGAUGUCAAUCAAAGCUCAGUGUGAGUGAUCAGCCAAUAAAUCUGGUGCGAGUAAAUCAA